This is a messenger RNA of Prunus avium (sweet cherry), 2415 nucleotides long. The record is from RefSeq and is a predicted model, not a curated record. Lineage: Eukaryota; Viridiplantae; Streptophyta; Magnoliopsida; Rosales; Rosaceae.
UUCUUUCCUAUAACCCUCACAUCGCACGCGACUCUCUCUUUCUCUCAGUCGUCUCUUCUCUCUUUUUUCAUUUUUCUUUUCGUUUUUGACCUAAGAGGCUGCGGCGCCUCUCUCUCUCGACCCGCCUCCCUCAGAUCUUCAAUCCUCGCAUAGCAACAGCACCAGAACCAUCUCUCUUCUGUUUUCUCUACUUCGGUCCUCUCACUCUCAGUCGAUCAGUCCGCCAGCGCGCCGCCUCUCACUCUCAGUCGAUCAGUCAGCCACCGCAUAGCACCUGCAUGCAGCGGCAGUCUCAGUUUCUGAUCGCCGACAACAUCUGUUCCUUUCCUGCGAUUUCUUCUGUGGGUUUCUCUCUCAUAUCAGUCAAAGCAUCUCUGUUGCUGAGCUUUGAAAGUUUCGAAAAGCUUUUGCUUAAAUGGAGGAUUACGGGGUUGAAGAGGUCCAGUCCAGAGAAGACGUUUUUAUCACCUCGCAACUCCAGAAGCCCAUGGUUUCCUCUCGAGGAGAGCCUAAUGGCAGUCCUGGUGGCAGGGCUACUGCGAUGAAUUCCAAACAGUUAAAUUUGUCAAGAAAUGGAGACGAAAGCAUUCAACCUGAACAAUCAAGCUCUUGCAGGAAUUGGACAGUAAAUGGGGCUAAUGGGGUUAAAGAAGAAAGCUCUCUUGACAUUGAUCCCGCUGCGUGUAAAGGUGAUACUUUCUGCAACACCUCUGAAAAAGGUAUAGUGCAGAGUAAUGCAUCUACAACUGAUGAGAUGUCUGGAGUUAGCAAACAAGACAAUUCCAAUGAAAGAUUAGCCAAUUAUAAUUCACCACCCCCUGCGUUGGAGCAAAGUAAUGGACGAACUAAUCUGAAAAACUCAUCAGGGCUUAGUCCUACUCCCUCCAGGCCCGAUGAGUUACUUUCAUCGACGGUGAGAUUUGACAGGAUCCUCGACCUUCCGGAUGGAAUUCCCUGGAAAAUCGUGUCUCACCUCUCGGCAAAUGACAAGAUGUCCACAACCUGCCUGUCCAAAGAGUGGCAAACAUUUUGGAGACUCGGUUCAAGUGAUGAUUAUUUUGCAGCCUCUGAAUCCGCCUUUUGGAAGGAUGUGAAUGAAGAACUAAAUCAUACUUCUUUGCUCAGUUUCAAGUUGAGGUGUUCGAAGUAUGCAACACUCAAGCAGUUGGAAGAUUUCAUUCAUGCCGUCAUUAAAAAAAUGGUGGUUGUCUUGGACAUAUCAGUUGUCAGGCACGAAAAUUCGGAAUUUUCUUUACCGUUGGAGGUGUUUCAAAGCAUAGAUAUAAAGGUACUGAAAAUAGGUCGAGGACUCAUAAUUGAUAUCCCUCCCGAAACUUACCCGAGAUUGCAUAAAAUACAUGUUGACAUAUCUCGGCCAUUACACCCAUCCAUACUAGGAUUUUACAACAGGUGUCCAAUGCUUCAAGAAUUGCGGAUCGAAGGGAGUGUGGUGGAACAGCCGUCAAGGAAACAGACUUUCUUGGUAAAUUCUGUUAGCCUUAAGAGGCUAGUUAUCAGACUUAAUCUUAAAAAAGGACGAGAUCCUCAUAAUGGUCGAGAUGUGUACUGGUCUGCUGUCAAUCGUUAUGAAUUUCAUAUUCAUGCACCAGGACUGAAAUUUCUUGAUAUUGAUGAGACUGUAUUUGCUACUUUCGAGAUCAACGAGUUACCCAUCCUUCAAGAAGCGAGAUUUAAUAGUGGAUUUUUCGAGGCAAGAGAUUAUCUUAGUGAUAAAGAACUUGGGGAUCUUUCGAGUAGAGUAUUUUCUACUUUUACUAUGGUAGCAUCAAUGUCCAAGUCGAUUAUUGUGAGAGAUGGAUGUCUUGAGGCACUCGGUUUCAUGUUUAAGAGGAUGUGUUACUCUGUUAAUGAAAUGGCAGCUGUGAACUCUUUUGCAACUAGAUUUCUUCCAAUCCCCGUCACAAGAACGAUUAGCUUGGAGAUUGGACACAACUAUGCCUGGGAUUUCCUGCCCUGCAUGCUUAGUGCAACACCUCACUUGAAGAUAUUGAAACUCAGAAUGGUCCGGAGAAAAGAUGUGGAAGGCAAUAUCAACUUUGCUUGGAAUUCCAGAUCAAGAAUUAUGCCAAUUUGUUUGAUGGAUAGCGUGGAAGACAUUGAACUCCACGGGUUCAGUGGAGGAGAAGUUGAUAUGAUACUUGCUUAUAUUAAGCAUGUUGCAGGAAAAGACCGCUUCAAAGCUCUCUCAAAGAGAAUUAAUUUAUUUUAAUUUUUUUUUUGUUAGUGAGAUUCAAUUUGCUGAGAUAGAAACGCAUGAGCUUCCUUUUGUUUUCACUUUAGUUAGAUCGUUCGGCAAGUAAACGCAUAGAUACUUAUGUGAGGUAGCAUAAGAUAGCUAAUAAAAAUAGACACUCCGGAUGCAACAAAAUUCGACAUGUGUUGAUUAAACUUCAA